AUGUAUGGUAUAACCACUGCAUUUGUUAUUCCACUGAGUAUUUCCAUGAAUAUUUAUGGUAUUAUUUUCUAUUAUGCUCGUACGUCAUCUCAACGAAUUGCUCCGUCAACAUCCAAUACUAUGACUGCUCAUAUACCCAAUGCUAGACGUGAAAUGAAACUUGCCCGAAAUAUGUUGAUUAUAGAAACGCUUUUCACAGCUGCCGGAACACCUCUUUUGAUACUUUAUCUUUGGCAAGUUAUGCAACCUAAAAGUCCACCUCCGGAAUCAUUUUAUUUAUUGAGUCUCAAUUCAAUAUCACUUUUUAUCACUCUUAUGAUGGUGAUGCUAUUCUAUAUGAACAAGGAUGUGAAAGACAUUGCUUUUAACUAUCGACACGGUGCACGACGACAUAUGCAUCCAGUAUCUACUAGUAAUCGUCGAGAGCAAAUGUUACAAGUUACCAGAUACUGA
Molecule: messenger RNA, 453 nt
Organism: Rotaria sp. Silwood1
Lineage: Eukaryota; Metazoa; Rotifera; Eurotatoria; Philodinida; Philodinidae
Source: the annotation of a GenBank genome assembly